AUGUCCGACCCCAGCUACUGGACCGCGGUGGCGGCUCCUGGCCACCGGAGCCGCCUGGCCAAGGGCGCAUUGCUGCAGCGCUCCAAGAGCUGCCGAAGUGGGAACCGUAAGAGCCUCGUGGUAGGAACACCCUCACCAACCCUUUCCCGGCCCCUGUCACCACUGUCAGUCCCAACCGCAGGCAACAGCCCCUUGGAUAGUCCCCGGAACUUUUCAGCCGCGUCAGCUGUCAGCUUCCCCUUUGCCCGGAGGGCUGAUGGCAGAAGAUGGUCCCUCGCAUCCCUCCCGUCUUCUGGCUAUGGAACCAACACACCCAGUUCCACUGUCUCGUCGAGCUCAUCCUCUCGGGAGCGUCUCCACCAGCUUCCUUUCCAACCGACGCCAGACGAACUGUGUUUCCUGUCCAAGCAUUUCCGCAGCUCAGAGAGUGUGGCUGACGAGGAGGGUGGCUACCGCUCACCCCGCCUUCGACCCCGCUCCCGCAGCCUCAGCCCUGGACGCACAACAGGAACCUUUGACAAUGAGAUCGUCAUGAUGAAUCACGUGUACCGGGAGAGGUUUCCGAAGGCCACAGCCCAGAUGGAGGGCCGUCUGCGGGAGUUCCUCACUGCCUUCACUCCUGGUGCCCGGCUGGCUCUGGCUGAUGGCGUCCUGGGCUUCAUCCACCACCAGAUUGUUGAACUGGCCCGCGAUUGCCUGGCCAAGUCUGGAGAGGCACUUGUCACCUCCCGCUACUUCCUGGAGAUGCAAGAGAAGCUUGAGAGGCUGCUACAGGAUGCCCACGAGCGCUCGGACAGUGAGGAGGUCGGCUUCGUUGUCCAGCUGGUCCGGAAACUGCUGAUCAUCAUCUCACGGCCAGCAAGGCUCCUUGAGUGCCUCGAGUUUGACCCUGAAGAAUUCUACCACCUGCUGGAGGCUGCUGAGGGCCAGGCUCGAGAGGGCCAGGGCAUCAAGACAGACCUGCCGCAGUACAUCAUUGGGCAGCUGGGCCUGGCUAAGGACCCCCUUGAGGAGAUGGUGCCUCUGAGUCACCUCAAUGACAGAGGACAGCCCCCAGCACCUGAAUCCCUGGAGAGCCGUGUCCUGGUUGGCCCAUCACGGAGGAAGCCAUGUGAAAGCGACUUCGAGACGAUCAAGCUCAUUAGCAAUGGAGCCUAUGGGGCCGUCUACCUGGUGCGGCACCGGGACACUCGCCAGCGCUUCGCCAUCAAGAAGAUCAACAAGCAGAACCUGAUCCUCCGUAACCAGAUCCAGCAGGUCUUCGUGGAGCGUGACAUCCUCACCUUUGCCGAGAACCCCUUUGUGGUCAGCAUGUUCUGCUCCUUUGAGACCCGGCGCCACCUCUGCAUGGUCAUGGAGUAUGUGGAAGGCGGGGACUGUGCCACUCUCCUGAAGAACAUGGGUCCACUGCCUGUGGACAUGGCCCGAAUGUACUUCGCAGAGACAGUGCUGGCGCUUGAAUACCUGCACAACUACGGCAUUGUGCACAGGGACCUCAAGCCUGACAACCUGCUUAUCACCUCGCUCGGCCACAUCAAGCUGACUGACUUUGGCCUGUCCAAGAUCGGGCUCAUGAGCAUGGCCACCAACCUCUACGAGGGCCACAUUGAGAAGGACACCAGGGAGUUCAUGGACAAGCAGGUGUGUGGGACACCCGAGUACAUCGCACCGGAAGUGAUCUUCCGCCAGGGCUACGGCAAGCCGGUGGACUGGUGGGCCAUGGGUGUCGUCCUCUACGAAUUCCUGGUGGGCUGUGUGCCUUUCUUUGGAGAUACCCCUGAGGAACUCUUUGGCCAGGUGGUCAGUGAUGAGAUCAUGUGGCCAGAAGGGGAGGAGGCUCUUCCGGCUGACGCCCAGGACCUUAUUACCAGGCUUCUUCGGCAGAGCCCACUGGACCGUCUUGGUACUGGUGGCACCCACGAGGUGAAGCAGCACCCCUUCUUCUGGACACUGGACUGGACAGGGCUUCUGCGACACAAGGCUGAGUUCGUGCCACAGCUAGAAGCUGAGGAUGACACCAGCUACUUUGACACGCGCUCAGAACGGUACCGGCACCUGGGCUCUGAGGACGACGAGACCAACGAUGAGGAGUCGUCCACGGAGAUCCCCCAGUUCUCGUCCUGUUCCCACCGGUUCAGCAAGGUCUACAGCAGCUCUGAAUUCCUGGCUGUGCAGCCCACCCUCCCCUUCACUGAACGAAGUUUCAGUGAGGACCGGGAGGAAGGAUGGGAACGUGGCGAAGGGGAGGAUGGCCGCCAGCUGAGCACUGAGGUCCGGCUGAGGUCCUGGACAUCCUCCGUUUCUUCCUGCUAUUCAUCCUCUUCCCAGCCUGAGCGGGGACCCAGUCCAUCUCUGAUGAGCACCAUCAGCCUGGACACGAUGCCCAAGUUUGCCUUCUCAUCAGAGGACGAGGGAGCCUACCCAGCCCCUGUAGGCCCCAAGAGACCCAUCUUCAUUCUAGGGGAGUCUGAUCUGCCCCCAACAGCCACCCCAGUGAUGCCCAAGCCUUCGAGCCUCUCUGCCGACCCCAGUGCUCUCAGUCAGACACGCCUACGGAGUAACAGCACUGGUGCCCGACACUCCACGCCACGGGCUCUGGAUGCCAGCCAGGGCCACCGCCUCAGGGGCCCUAAAGACUCGGCCCCUGAGAAGUCCAGGGCCUCCAGUGGGGGCUGCAUGCCCAAGUCAGCCUCCGUGUCUGCCUUGUCACUUAUCAUCACGGCCGAUGAUGGCAGCGGCGGCCCCCUCAUGAGCCCUCUGUCCCCACGCUCUCUGUCCUCGAACCCAUCAUCUCGUGACUCCUCUCCCAGCCGAGACCCAUCCCCUGUGUGUGGCAGCCUGCGGCCCCCCAUUGUCAUCCACUGUUCUGGCAAGAAGUACGGCUUCAGCCUGCGGGCCAUCCGUGUCUACAUGGGCGACAGUGAUGUCUACACUGUGCACCAUGUCGUCUGGAGCGUGGAGGAGGGGAGCCCUGCCCAUGAGGCGGGCCUGCGAGCUGGAGACCUCAUCACCCACGUCAAUGGGGAGUCGGUCCUGGGGCUGGUACACAUGGACGUCGUUGAGCUGCUGUUGAAGAGCAGCAACAAGAUCGCCCUUCGGACUACAGCCCUGGAAAACACGUCCAUCAAGGUGGGCCCUGCACGGAGGAACAUGCCCAAGGGCCGCAUGGCACGCAGGAGCAAAUGGAGCCGCCGGCGUGAGACCCAGGACCGGCGGAAGUCACUCUUCAAGAAGAUCUCGAAACAAUCAUCGGUAUUGCACACCAGCCGCAGCUUCUCCUCCGGCCUCCACCACUCCUUGUCAUCCAGCGAGAGCCUCCCGGGCUCACCCACCCACAGUCUCUCCCCCAGCCCCACCAUGCCCUGCCAUAGUCCCGCUUCUGAUGCCCUGGCAGACUCCGUGUCUCCACCCACUGCAUCUCCAAGCUCCAGCAGCCCUGCCUCUCCAGCCACUGCUGGCCACACCCGCCCCAGCUCCCUGCAUGGCCUGGCCUCCAAGCUUGGGCCACCCCGCCCCAAGGCUGGCCGCCGCAAGUCUACCAGCAGCAUCCCACCCUCCCCCCUGGCUUGCCCACCUAUGCCUGCACCCCCACCCCGCUCGCCCUCACCCUUGCCAGCGCCCAACCGGUCUCCAAGGUUGCGCCGGGGCCAGUCAGCAGACAAGCUGGGUGCAAGUGAGCGGCCAGAUGGGGAGUUGGGGCGCCGCAGCCGUGGGCCAGACUCCGAGCUGGUGGUCAUGCGAAGGCUGCACCUGUCUGAGCGCCGAGACUCUUUCAAGAAGCAGGAGGCUGUGCAGGAGGUGAGCUUUGAUGAGCCACUGGAGGAGGCCACCAGGCCACCUGCUGUGAUGCUGCAGAUUGCAGUGGAGGGUGCUGAGGCUGUGCCCGGAGCCCUGGGACCCAUUGGGAAGGACUGAUCCCUCCCCACUUGGCCUCCCCCUGGCCUGGAAGUUGUGCAUUUUUUGUGCAAGAUUUUUCCAGUCAAGCGACACCUGGAUGGAUGGAGACUAAGCCACCGGCCUGUGACACACAGAAGGAAGGAAGCCAUCAUGCUCCUUGCUGGAAGGUGGAGUCAAGCACCUGCAUGUUUUGGUGCCCAUUAGUCAGGGACUAAAGAACAGGAAUGGGAGAUGAGGGUGGCACUGUAAAUAGCAGCAAAUCCCAGUGACUAAUUUAUUACUUUUUUUCAAAGUAUAAGAGAAAGUUUAUUUAGAAAGUUACAGAAUCAAAAGAAGGGCCCUUGGAAGAAAUGGGCUCAGGGAACAAGUUACAGAGGCAAAAGAAGGGUCCUUGGAGAGAGAAGGUAAAGGUAACUCAUCUGGGGGAAAGGCACAGGCAUGCUCCCUGGAGGGAGAGCGUACCUAAUGCAUUAUUUUUUAUAAAUGGUAGCCAGAUGGAGCAGAUGGAGCUGCCAGGGUCCAGCCCCUUGCAUCUGGAACUCUAUUUGCAGACCCUGCUCCUGGGGCUCUGAAGGAAGCACUUUGGACAAGUCACAUGUGUUUGUGUUUUCUUGUUUUUCUGUACUUUUAAUAGUUUUUUUUGUUUUUUGUUUUACUUGAUCCCAUCCCUGACCCAAGACCCAGUGAGGAUGCUUGUCUGAGCCCAUCUCACUUGUUGGGGGCCCAAUCUGGAUGUGACUUGGAGAGGUUAAUUGAAUCCCCUUCACCACAAAACAAGAGUCAUCCCCAUGAUGGUCUGGAUGCUGAAGGCUGCUUCCCACCAUUAUAGCCUCCAUCUGUCUCCAGUCCUUUGGGCUUAGGGGAUGUAGGAACUGGGUCUUUAAUUGAUGAGUAGGAGUUCGCCAGAUCUAGGCAGAGGGGUCAUCCACUCCAUUGGGGGACACUAAUGCCCCAGGAGGAAGAGGCCUCAAAGGGCACUGCCAGCAGAAGAAUGUCCAUCCUGGACAAGAUUUCAUAUGUUUGAUGCUCAUCAGGGUGAGCACUAGGAUAUGAUGUGUCUGAAACACCCACUGACAGUUCCCUCAAUGUGUCACAGCCUCCCUGGGAUGAAAUCCAAGCUGAAAAUCCAAAUGGGGGGUAGUGAAAUCCGAAUUUGAAUCUUACCUUCACUGUUUGGCUCUAGGAAAAUGGCUGCUCCACUCUGUGCCUGAGUUUCCUCGUGUUUACAAAACUAAUCCCAAUGACUUUAUUAAGCACCUACUAUGUGCCAAGCUCUUUUACUCGUGGCUUGUCCCACAGCCAGCCUUGAGAAGGUUGGAACUGGUGUCAUCACCCCCAUUUACAGACAGAUAGCUGAGGCCUAAUGAGGGGCAGAAGCUUGUCCCACAAUUGCCUGGUGAGAGUCAUGCAGCCAGGCCCUGCUGUGGGCCUUGUCAGCAAGGGAGCUUAAUGCAGAGUCUGAUGUCAGAUAUGGCUGAUUCCAUCCAGCCCAUGAUGCUGUGCGACCCAUGGGGCAUCUCAGCACCUCCAUUUCCCAUUUGGAGGUGGCUGGCAAGAUUGCUGUGCAGCCACAUGAUUUUUGGCACUUUCCAAGUAUUGCAGCCUACUCUGUGUCCUCUUGCCCUUCCCCCAGCAUUGCCUAGUGUUGGAGCUAGACCGAGGCUAUGCUUGACUUGCUUCUUUCUUCCAUCACAGAGCUGACAGUGAAUAAAACCCGCAUUG
Molossus molossus (Pallas's mastiff bat) is the source of this 5619-nucleotide messenger RNA. RefSeq names its product microtubule associated serine/threonine kinase 3 (gene MAST3). NCBI's taxonomy places the organism in Eukaryota, Metazoa, Chordata, Mammalia, Chiroptera, Molossidae. The transcript has 26 exons. Gene Ontology annotation, biological process: intracellular signal transduction; peptidyl-serine phosphorylation. The record is from RefSeq and is a predicted model, not a curated record. Gene Ontology annotation, molecular function: protein serine/threonine kinase activity; protein binding; ATP binding. Bases 1 to 3915 code for a protein of 1304 amino acids.